Molecule: messenger RNA, 216 nt
Organism: Penicillium canescens
Lineage: Eukaryota; Fungi; Ascomycota; Eurotiomycetes; Eurotiales; Aspergillaceae
Exons: 1
Coding region: 1-216 (71 amino acids)
Source: RefSeq, a predicted model, not a curated record
AUGUGUUUCGGUUCGUCACGCGACGUACAAUAUGAUUCUCCACCCCCGCGGCGAGUGGGAUACAGCAACGAGGCCUAUGGCCGCUACAAAUACGACAAAGACUACGAGAAAUACCUGAAGAAACAAAAGAAGCGCCGUGCGAACAAUUCUGCCAUUACUGCAUACGCAGCAGCGGGAGCGGCUUCGGGUGGAUGUGGAGGCGGUGGUGGGUGCUAG